GGAGCGUACCAGAUUCCUCUCCUCCUUGUCUCUUUCUUUCUCUCUCUGAUUAGAGGUUUCGGUUUCGGUUUCGUUCGUAAUCGAAAGGUGAAAAGGGAGAGUUUCCAUGGCGUCGUCAGCUGAAGCUUUGAGCUUGGCCUUCUAGCUGAUUGAUCAACCAUGGUCUCAUAAUUUUCACCGACUUAAUCAAGCUCCAGGGCGUUGAUUGUUCUCUCUCCCAGCUCCAGAUUUUGUUUGGGUUGCUGAUUUCUCAGGCGAGGAUUUGAGAAUUAGGGUUUUCAGAUUGGGGGUUGGCUCAGUAAUGGGCUCUUGUCAUCUCUACCUGUAAUUAGCAACUUGUUCAUACAGAGACUCUGUUAUCAUUUUGAAUCUGAAGUGAAUCUGAGAAUACAAACUCCUCACGCCUGUUAAUUGCUCUCACGAGUAAUAAAGAUCCCACGAAGUGAGCCUUUUGUUUUUGUUUACUGAUGGGUGAGGAGUUAGCUGACACAAUGAACCUAGAUUUGAAUCUAGGGCCCGGUCCUGAGUCAGAUCUCCAGCCGGCCCUAAACGAAACUGUCAAUCUGGCUGAUUGGACUACUGACCCAUCUGAGAGAUCCUCGGAAGCUGUGACGAGGAUCAGAACUCGGCACAGGACGCGGUUCAGACAACUUAAUCUCCCCAUACCAAUUCUAUCCGAAACCCAUAUGUCUAUUGAACUGAACCAGUUGAUGGGAAGUCCUGUAACUGGAGCUGCUUUGCAAACUGGCGAGGGUAGUGAAAGAGGCAACGAGGAUCUGAAAAUGUGUGAGAACGGAGAUGGAGCCAUUGGAGGCGGCGUGUCAGAGAAGAAAGCGGAUGUUGAGAAAAGCAGUGGCAGCGAUGGUAACUUCUUUGAUUGUAAUAUAUGUUUGGAUUUGUCCAAAGAGCCGGUUCUCACCUGCUGUGGCCAUCUUUACUGUUGGCCUUGUCUGUUCCAAUGGCUACAAAUCUCGGAAGCAAAGGAAUGUCCGGUCUGCAAAGGAGAGGUGACUCCCAAAACCGUGACACCGAUAUAUGGGCGAGGAAACCAUAAAAGAGAAGUUGAAGAGAGUUUAGACACCAAGAUCCCUAUGAGACCCCAUGCAAGACGCAUUGAGAGUUUGAGGAAUACAAUUCAAAGGUCGCCUUUUACAAUACCGAUGGAAGAGAUGAUUAGACGUAUACAGAAUAGGUUCGAGAGGGAUUCAACCCCUGUCCCUGAUUUUAGUAACCGCGAGGCGUCAGAAAGAGGUAACGAUCGAGCCAACUCGAUCCUUAACCGGUUGAUGACUUCAAGGGGAGUUAGAUCAGAGCAGAACCAGGCUAGUGCUGCAGCAGCCGCCAUUGCAGCAGCAUCGGAGGAUAUUAAUCUAAACCCGGACAUUGCUGCUCCUGAUCUUGAAGGAGAGACCACCACAAGGUUCCAUCCUAUGUUGAUCAGGAGACAGUUACAGUCCCACAGAGUCGCAAGGAUCUCGAACUUCACAUCUGCAUUGAGUUCUGCUGAGCGGCUUGUGGACGCAUAUUUUAGAACUCAUACAUUGGGGAGGAGCCACCAAGAGCUAAACCAUCAUUCUCCUGUUGUGGUUGAUGAUAGAGACUCAUUCUCGAGCAUUGCAGCUGUGAUAAACUCUGAGAGUCAAGUGGAUACUGCAGUUGAGAUCGAUUCCAUGGUGACUCUUUCGACAUCUUCAUCGAGGAGAAGGAAUGAGAAUGGGUCGAGGGUUUCUGAUGUAGACAGUGCAGAUUCUCGCCCGCCUAGGCGAAGGAGAUUUACUUAAAACAAAAGCUUUUCAAUCCGUGGAAGAUGAUGAUGAUGAUGAGGAAGAAGACGAUUGUAACUGUAUUUUUAUUUUCUUGCUUGUUGGUUUGUUGUAUUUUUAUUUGUAAUUUUCGCAAUAGGGAUGGUAUUUUUCAAUAAAAGUUUUUUUUAUCUU
Messenger RNA from Brassica napus (rape), 1937 nucleotides. RefSeq lists its product as uncharacterized. Gene Ontology annotation, biological process: ubiquitin-dependent protein catabolic process. Gene Ontology annotation, cellular component: endoplasmic reticulum. Gene Ontology annotation, molecular function: ubiquitin-like protein conjugating enzyme binding; ubiquitin protein ligase activity; metal ion binding. The record is from RefSeq and is a predicted model, not a curated record. Lineage: Eukaryota; Viridiplantae; Streptophyta; Magnoliopsida; Brassicales; Brassicaceae. The coding region runs from base 468 to 1781 and encodes 437 amino acids. The transcript is spliced from 3 exons.